UUUUUUUUUUUUUUAAAGAUAGGAUUUUUUUCUUAGCCACUACAAUUUAUCAGUUCACCAAUGUAGGAUACUUGCGGUUUAUACUUCACCCUGUUUGAUAAAAUGCCUCAAAUAAAAUUUUUGUGUUAACCAGUUGCCUCACCAUCACUAUUGUUCAAUUUAUUUGAGGAUUCUCUCCUAUAAAAAAGCAAGCAUAGUUGCUGGAACCAGGAUAGAGUGUUGUAGAAUAGAAGCCCAAAUAUUUAUUACUCUCCCAUGGCUGUUAAAAGCACUUCUGGGGAGCCACUUCUUUCAAAUGGAAGUUUUGACCAUGGCUUCUCCAAAAGUGCUUCUUUGGCCAAACUAUUGCUCAAAUUUUUGAUGUGGGUGUUGUUCAUAACUUGGGUUGCUGCCAUUUACUUCUUUUCAACUGAAUUUGUGCACAAUUUGUUCUCCAAAUGGAUCAAACUUACCGAAGGAACAAUCUUUGGAAUCACAGGAAGCAUUUUCCUCGGAUUUAGCGCGCCAAUUCUGAUCAUUUCGUUUCUCGCGUUUAUCUAUGUCGCCGCCUUCUCGAGUGACGAUUUCGGGAAGAAGAAGCAAAAAUUUCCGAGGUUUCGUCUUUGGACAUUCCCUGUUCUUGUUGACGGACCAUUUGGAGUUGUCUCUGCUGCAGAGUUUAUUGGCAUAACACUUUUCAUCGUAUACGUAGUCUGGGCGAUUACUUCUUACAUAAUACAAGCAAGUAACAUGGUUUCAGGGUUUCCAUUUCCUUCAAAAGAGAAAAGUUACUUCAUGUUAGAGAUCAUUGGGCUUCGGCUAGGCUCAAUUGGAUUAUUCUGCAUGGUUUUCUUAUUUCUUCCUGUAGCAAGGGGUUCAAUUCUUCUUCGUUUAAUAGAUAUACCAUUUGAGCAUGCGACGAAAUACCAUGUUUGGCUUGGACACCUUACCAUGGCUCUUUUUACGUUACAUGGCUUAUGUUAUGUGAUUUCAUGGUCAUUACAGGGCCAUCUUCGGCGAGAAAUGCUAGAUUGGAAAGACAUCGGUGUUGCUAACUUUCCUGGAGUAAUUAGCUUGUCGGCAGGUCUCUUAAUGUGGGUGACAUCACUGCAGCCUGUGAGGAAGCAGUUCUUCGAGCUCUUUUUCUACACGCAUCAGCUAUACGUGAUCUUUGUAGUGUUCUUAGCACUGCAUGUCGGCGAUUUUAUUUUCAGCAUGUGUGCUGGAGCAGUUUUCCUCUUCAUCCUUGAUCGUUUUCUGAGAUUCUGCCAAUCCCGAACUAAGGUCGACGUCAUUUCCGCGGCUUGCCGUCCGUGCGGCACAAUAGAAUUGAUACUUUCAAAGCCGCCAAAUCUUUGUUAUAAUGCUCUGAGUUUUAUUUUCGUUCAAGUACGCGAAUUAUCAUGGUUGCAGUGGCAUCCCUUCAGCGUAUCAUCCAGUCCUUUGGAUGGCAAAUACCAUAUCUCAGUUCUCAUAAAGGUACUCGGUACGUGGACUGGUGAACUACGUGAUCUCAUUUCUAAUAUCACGGAACAGCCACAAAAUGACUCCGAGCCGCAACCUAAUCGAAUAACCGCGUGUGUUGAAGGGCCUUAUGGGCAUGAAUCACCUUACCACUUAAUGUAUGAAAAUCUGAUUCUAGUAGCUGGCGGCAUCGGUAUAUCGCCCUUCUUGGCCAUAUUGAGCGACAUCAUUCACCGGAUCAGCGAAGGGAACCUUUGUUUGCCGAAAAACAUUUUGGUUGUUUGGGCCGUCAAAAAAUCAAAGGAGUUUUCUCUCCUUUCAGCAGUAGAUUUGCGAUCCAUUUCUCCGUCUUUCUUGGAUAAAUUGCAUCUGGAUAUUCAAGCUUUCGUGACUCAAGAAUCAGAACCUCCAUUGGAAGAGGGUAAGGUUGAUGAGAACAUUGAGUUCUCCUCCAUCUGCGUAAAAAAUGGAAGCUGCAUGUCGAGUUUGGUCGGUACAGGAAAUAAUUUCUGGGCUGGAACAUAUGUAAUUCUAUCUACUCUUGGAUUCAUUGUGUUAUUUGGUUUGGUGGAAGUUUAUUACAUCAAACGCUUCGGUAUAUUCGCUUGGUGGUAUCGAGGGCUCUUAUUCACCUUAUGCAUGAUCGCGGGAGUCGUUUUUGUCGGCGGCAUUGUUGUUUUCCUGUGGCAUCGUUCGGAAAAGAGGAACUCGAGCUAUGAGAAUUUGGCGGUCGAUGAUAACAAGAAAAGCAACAUAAGUAUGUGCAAGGAGGCGACGCUAGUUGAUGAGACGAGUAAGGUGAAUCUCGCGAGCUUCCAGACGACUCGAUACGGGUGCAGGCCUGACUUCCAAGCAAUAUUUACCACCUUCGCGGAACAAAUGGGGCCUGUUGAUAUUGGUGUGAUAGUAUGUGGUCCGCCUGGGCUUCAGUCGAGUGUCGCGAAAGAGUGCAGGUCUCAGAAUCUCAGGGGAAAACGGAGCGCCGCAGUUUUUCACUUCAACAGCCACAGCUUUGAUCUUUAACUACCUUUUAUCUUUCUAGUCUUGGGAGUGUAUGUAAUCUACUCUGUGUAUAUAUAUCUACUCUCUCUCUCUCUCUCUCUCUCUCUCUCUCUCUCUCUGGGUCUGUAUAUUACAGUAUAGUACCAAUACAUUGAGAGGUAAAAGGAUUAGAAUCUUUGGAUUAGUAAUCAAGUUUAUAGCUUGAUUGGUAAAUGAAGUUGAAGUUGAGUGGCAUAUGCUGAAAGAGGCGACUCUCUCUCUCUCUCUUUUAUAUAGAACACUCUAGAGUGCUCUAGAAACAAGUGUUCUCUCUACUUGCUAAUAGAACACUCUAGAGUACUCUAGAAAUAAGUACUCUCUCUCUUUAUGAAAAACUCUAGAAACAAGUGCUCUCUACUUGCUAAUAGAGCACUUUAGAAAGUUCUAGAAAAAAGUGCUCUAGAAUACUCUAGAGUACUCAUGUAUGUAGGUUGGAGCCUAUAAAUAGGUGAGGCCUCCACACCAAGUGGUAGAGUGAAGAGAGAUGAAGUAGUGACGUAAGGUGUGAGUGGUGUGUGAGAGGAAGUUGUGUGAGUUAGUGUGUGAGGCUUGUAGUCUUUUGGGUGUAUAUAUUAGUGAGUGUGUGAGUUAGAAUAAUUUAUAUGUGAGAGUUAUUUUGUCUGUAAUAAAGAGAGUUUUAUUAUUAGUUUGGUA
Molecule: messenger RNA, 3138 nt
Organism: Ananas comosus (pineapple)
Lineage: Eukaryota; Viridiplantae; Streptophyta; Magnoliopsida; Poales; Bromeliaceae
Product: ferric reduction oxidase 6-like
Exons: 9
Coding region: 256-2466 (736 amino acids)
Cellular component (GO): plasma membrane
Molecular function (GO): oxidoreductase activity
Source: RefSeq, a predicted model, not a curated record